AAAAAAGUGGCCACACCAUCAUUAUUAUGGCUAUGCUUCUCUGUCUGUCUGUCUUCCUUAUCUCUUUCACUUCACUUCACUGUGCUUCCCUCUCCUCUCUCAUCCACUUCUUCAACGAUCAAUUCCCCAAAAUUCGCAGAAAAUUGAGUUUCGAUUCGCCAUUACUCUUACUUCACUCAAUUCCUCAAUUGCUGGAUAAUUUUCAGAUAGUAUAGGAAGAAUUGCAGCUGUCAUUUUCAGUUUUGGUGGCGGAAAAUGAAGAGGGAUCGCGGCGGCGGCGUCAUCGCCGGCGAUGGAAAGGUGCGGGCGGAGCAGCCGGACGAAGGAAUGGACGAGCUUUUCGCCGUUCUAGGGUUUAAGGUGAAGUCGUCGGAGAUGGCGGAUGUGGCCGAGAAGCUCGAGAUGGCGAUGGGUUUGACUAUGGAGGAUGGGGCUUCGGCUCUCUGCUCCGACUCCGUUCAUUAUAACCCGUCGGAUCUCUCUGGAUGGGUCGGAUCCAUCCUCUCCGAGCUCAGCAGCUCCGGCCAUGGAGUUUCAGGGGAGUUCUCUUCCUCCAAUUUGAUUAGCUUCUCCAAUCCCGACGGCGGCGAGAAUGGAGCCAAAUUCAUCCACGAUGACGAUUUGAGAGCGAUUCCUCGGGGAGUGAUCUUCGGUAGCAAGCAGAAGGAUUCGAAUUCGAAUUCGAUUUCGACUGGGGAUUGCGAAAAUGGAAAAGUAAUAAAGAGGAUGAAAUCGAAAGACGGACCUGGAUCUGAAGCUUUUCCCCGGCCGGUGGUUAUGGUGGAUUCUCAGGAAACCGGCGUGCGUCUGGUCCACGCGCUGAUGGCCUGCGCGGAGGCGGUGCACCAGCAGAACAUGAAGCUUGCCGACGCCUUGGUGAAGCACGUCGGAAUAUUGGCCGCCGCCCAAACCGGCGCUAUGCGGAAAGUGGCGACCUAUUUCGCGGAAGCAUUGGCUCGGAAAAUAUACAACAUUUGCCCCUCCGAUGACCUCGAUUCUUCGUUUUCCGACGUCCUCCAGUUCCAUUUCUACGAAACGGCGCCGUAUUUGAAGUUCGCUCACUUCACGGCGAACCAGGCCAUCUUCGAAGCCUUCGCCGGAGCAGCUAGGGUUCACGUUAUUGAUUUCAAUUUGAAGCAAGGAAUGCAGUGGCCGGAGCUGAUGCAGGCGCUCGCCGUCCGUCCGGAAGGUCCUCCGGCGUUCCGCCUCACCGGAAUCGGUCCGCCGCAGGCGGACAACUCCGAUGCGUUGCAGGAGGUCGGCUGGAAACUGGCUCAAUUCGCGCAGACGAUUGGGGUCGAAUUCGAGUUCCGUGGUUUCGUGACGAAUUCAUUAGCGGAUCUCGAUGCGGAUAUUUUAGAGCUCCGGUCUAGCGCCUCGGAGGCGGUGGCCGUCAGCUCUGUGUUGGAGCUCCACCGCCUUCUGGCCUGCCCUGGCGCCAUUGAUAAGGUCCUGAGCUCCAUCAAAGCGAUGAACCCUAAAAUCGUGACGGUUGUGGAGCAAGAGGCCAGUCAUAACUCGGCCGGUUUCCUAGACCGGUUCAACGAGGCCUUGCACUAUUACUCGACCAUAUUCGACUCUCUGGAGAGCGCCGGUCCGGAGCCGAUCAACGGCCAGGAUUUAGCGAUGACGGAGGUGUAUCUCGGCCGUCAGAUAUGCAACGUGGUGGCCUGCGAUGGCUCCGAUCGAGUCGAGCGUCACGAGACGCUGGCUCAGUGGCGAGCCCGGCUCAGAGCCGCCGGGUUCAGCCCGGCGCACCUCGGCUCCACAGCGUACAAGCGAGCCAGCAUGUUGCUGGCUCACUUCACCGCCGGCGACGGCUACGGCGUGCAGGAGAACGACGGCUGUCUGAUGCUCGGCUGGCAUACGCGACCUCUAAUCGCCACCUCGGCUUGGCGGGUAGCGGCGGCGCAGUAAUAGUGAGUCAACUCGGCGCGCUGCGAGACGCUGACGGACGGACACAAACCUAACGUUGAGUCAUAUCGUGUCUCGUUACCAUUCAGUUUUUACUUUUUAUUUUCUUAAGUCAGCAUUUUAUUUUAUUUUUUAAUAAUAAUAAUAGGUCUUGGGUAUACUUGGUUCAUUUUUAUAGUAAUACUUGUGUGUUUUAUUUGUUUCUUUUGUGGUUUUUUUGGGUGUGUAGAGCAGAGGCGUGGGGAAUAAAAUAAUUAGGUACAAUGUGUAAAUUUGUACUUUGUUUGAAUAAUAGAAAUGUGCUUUUGUAUAUAUAUAG
This is a messenger RNA of Andrographis paniculata, 2233 nucleotides long. RefSeq names its product DELLA protein GAI-like. The coding region runs from base 256 to 1917 and encodes 553 amino acids. Gene Ontology annotation, molecular function: DNA-binding transcription factor activity; sequence-specific DNA binding. The record is from RefSeq and is a predicted model, not a curated record. Gene Ontology annotation, biological process: hyperosmotic salinity response; salicylic acid mediated signaling pathway; jasmonic acid mediated signaling pathway. The transcript has a single exon. Gene Ontology annotation, cellular component: nucleus. NCBI's taxonomy places the organism in Eukaryota, Viridiplantae, Streptophyta, Magnoliopsida, Lamiales, Acanthaceae.